UGUUGGCUUCCAGCUUAGCAGUGAAAUUAAACUUUCUGCAAGUGUGUUCUAGGAAAGAAAGGCGCUUGGAGUUUAGAAGGGAUUGUUAUAAAGGCAGGAAGUCGAUCUUCACUUGUUCUAUAUUUUUUUGCUCCGUAUGCUCUCUUUCACAUCUCUUAGUGAAAGCAUCCGCUUCUUCCUGUUCUCCUGCUGAAAUUAGACUCGAAGCUGUUUGAUCUCGUCGCCAUCCAGAUUGUGAACGAGGUUGGUUAAGUGGAAAUAUGAAGAUCUGCUGCAUCGGAGCAGGCUAUGUGGGCGGCCCGACAAUGGCAGUAAUUGCCCUCAAAUGUCCAUCCGUGGAGGUAGCGGUCGUGGACAUCUCUGUAAAGCGUAUUGCUGCAUGGAAUAGUAACCGACUGCCAAUUUAUGAGCCAGGGCUCUAUGACAUUGUCGCCCAGUGCCGAGGAAGGAACCUUUCAUUUAGCACUGAUGUGGAGAAACAUGUCUCUGAAGCUGAUAUAGUCUUCAUCUCAGUGAACACACCAACGAAAACCUUCGGCCUCGGGGCUGGCAAGGCUGCAGACUUGACCUACUGGGAAAGUGCUGCUCGCACAAUUGCUGAUGUUUCCACGUCCGACAAGAUUGUGGUGGAAAAGUCCACUGUUCCUGUGAGGACUGGGGAAUCUCUCAAGAAGAUUCUUACUCAUAACAGCAAAGGAAUCAACUACCAGAUCCUCUCGAACCCAGAAUUUCUGGCAGAGGGAACAGCGGUCCAAGAUCUACUGAGGCCUGACCGGGUGCUUAUUGGUGGCUUGGAGACUCCAGAGGGGAAGAAGGCUGCCCAAGUGCUGAAGGAUGUUUAUGCUCAUUGGGUGCCUGAGGAUAGAAUCAUAACGAUCAAUCUUUGGUCCGCAGAACUAUCAAAGCUCGUGGCAAAUGCCUACUUGGCUCAGAGGAUCUCCUCGAUAAAUAGUAUCUCAGCACUCUGUGAGGCUACUGGAGCUGAUGUUUCUGAGGUGGCCCGUGCUGUCGGCAAGGAUUCAAGGGUUGGACCUAUGUAUUUGAAUGCAAGUUUUGGUUUUGGAGGGUCAGCAUUCAUCAAAGACAUCCUCAGUCUGGUCUAUAUCUGCAAGUGCAAUGGUCUAACUGAUGUUGCUGAGUACUGGAAACAGGUGCUUAAGAUCAAUGAUUUCCAAAAAAGCCGUUUUGUCAAGCGGGUCAUUUCCUCUAUGUUCAAUACGGUCGUGGGGAAGAAAAUUGCUGUGCUUGGGUUUGCAUUCAAAAAGGACACAGGCGAUACGAGAGACACACCUGUAAUUGAUGUCUGCAAGGGGUUGUUGGACGACAAGGCCACCCUGAGCAUAUAUGAUCCCCAGGUGAGCGAAGAGCAACUCAUAUAUGACCUCACAAUGCAGAAACUCGAUUGGGAUCGCUCGAGCUCAAAUCAGCUGCUGAUCUUGAGCCCAACAGAAAUGAAGCAAGUGCAUACAGCGAGAAACGCGUAUGAGGCAGCUGAGGGGGCACAUGGUGUUUGCAUCUUGAACGAUUGGGAUGAGUUCAGGGAAUUGGACUACCGAAAGAUAUAUGAAGCGAUGUGCAAACCAGCUUUCAUCUUCGAUGGGCGCAAUGUUGUUGAUCCAGAAAAGCUCAGGGCGAUAGGAUUCAUUGUGUACUCCAUCGGGAAGCCUCUGGAUGCAUGGGUAAAGAGUAUAGCUGUUGCAGUGUAAUGUGGUAAAGCAAACUGACAAUUCUUUGUAGCUUUACUGUUUAUAUUACAAACUCCUCUGAUUAACUGCUUCAGACAGUAUAUCUCAACUUACAGUCUUGUAAUUUUUGAAGCACUUGUAUGUUCAUUUCUCUCUUCGAUUUUGUUCCUUAUCUGAGGCAUGGUAGAUCCUCAGUUUUUUGUCAAUGAAAUAUCCUUCCUUCAAACACGAUUUGAGGUGGACGUCAACAGAAAUGUAUGAUUCAACUAAGA
Molecule: messenger RNA, 1957 nt
Organism: Zingiber officinale
Lineage: Eukaryota; Viridiplantae; Streptophyta; Magnoliopsida; Zingiberales; Zingiberaceae
Product: UDP-glucose 6-dehydrogenase 5-like
Exons: 2
Coding region: 261-1706 (481 amino acids)
Biological process (GO): glycosaminoglycan biosynthetic process
Cellular component (GO): cytosol; nucleus
Molecular function (GO): NAD binding; UDP-glucose 6-dehydrogenase activity
Source: RefSeq, a predicted model, not a curated record